CCGGUCGGGCCGCGCCGCUGCUGCGGGGCCAUGAUCCGGAACGGGCAUGGGGCGGCGGGCGGUGCGGAGCCGCCGGGCCCGGGGGGCAGGCGCGCCGUGCGGGUGUGGUGCGACGGCUGCUAUGACAUGGUGCAUUACGGCCACUCAAACCAGCUGCGCCAGGCGCGGGCCAUGGGUGACUACCUCAUCGUGGGCGUGCACACCGACGAGGAGAUCUCCAAGCACAAGGGGCCCCCGGUGUUCACUCAGGAGGAGAGGUACAAGAUGGUGCGCGCCAUCAAGUGGGUGGACGAGGUGGUGCCGGCGGCUCCCUACGUUACCACGCUGGAGACCCUGGACAAGUACAGCUGCGACUUCUGUGUCCAUGGCAAUGACAUCACGCUGACCGUAGAUGGCCGGGACACCUACGAGGAAGUGAAGGCGGCCGGGAGGUACAGAGAGUGUAGGCGCACCCAGGGCGUGUCCACCACGGACCUUGUUGGCCGCAUGUUGCUGGUGACCAAGGCCCAUCAUAGUGGUCAGGAGAUAUCCUCUGAGUACCGGGAAUACGCGGACAGCUUUGGCAAGUGCCCCGGGGGACGGAACCCCUGGACGGGGGUGUCCCAGUUUCUGCAGACAUCUCAGAAGAUCAUCCAGUUUGCUUCUGGGAAGGAACCCCAGCCAGGGGAGACGGUCAUCUACGUGGCCGGCGCCUUUGACCUGUUCCACAUCGGCCACGUGGACUUCCUGGAGAAGGUGCAUGGCCUGGCAGAGAGGCCCUACGUCAUCGCCGGCCUGCACUUUGACCAGGAGGUCAACCACUACAAGGGGAAGAACUACCCCAUCAUGAACCUGCAUGAGCGGACGUUAAGCGUGCUGGCGUGCCGGUACGUGUCAGAGGUGGUGAUCGGGGCCCCCUACGCUGUCACGGCAGAGCUCCUGGACCACUUCAAGGUGGACCUGGUCUGUCACGGGAAGACGGAAAUCGUGCCUGACAAGGAUGGCUCAGAUCCCUACCAGGAGCCCAAGAGAAGGGGCAUCUUCUGUCAGAUUGACAGUGGCAGUGACCUUACCACAGACCUCAUUGUGCAGCGCAUCAUCAAGAACAGGCUGGAGUAUGAGGCCCGCAACCAGAAGAAAGAGGCCAAGGAGCUGGCCUUCCUGGAGUCCAGGAGGCGACAGGAGGCGCAGCCUGAGACGGAGCGACUGUGACCUGUGAGCGCAGGACGUCCCACGCCCGGCCCGCUCUGCUGCCCAGCCUGCAGGCCUCAGUUUCCACGGUUCUUAACUGCGGCGCUCCCCCUCGCCGCCCAGUUCCGAGGUUUCCAAGGGGCAGGCGCUGCCCCCACCCCCUGCCGGGUGGUCUUCCCACCCAGCACAGAGGGGUACCCAGCACAGCGGGGUGGCCCAGCACAGGAUGAGCACGGGGUCCCUUCGGCCUGGGGGCACCGCCCCGUGCGCCACAGAAGGCCUGGCUCCCACUCCUCCCCCAGCCCCUGCAGACCCAGGACGCCCAACUGCCCAGCACUUUCUGCCCUCCCAGCCUCCCUGGCAGCCAGCUUCAGGGGAGCAGAGACCUGGAGGGGACACCCAUUGGCCCUUCAGGUCACAGACCAUGCCUCCUUCGCGUGGGCACAUCUCCUGGGCCCUGGCCCGCUCCCCCCACUUCCUGGGCCUUGCUGGUCUCCCCACAGACUGUUCUCUCGACUUUGUCCAGUUGGCUGGCGUACAACCAAAUAAACCUGGUGGGAGGUGU
Messenger RNA from Canis lupus familiaris (dog), 1735 nucleotides. RefSeq names its product phosphate cytidylyltransferase 2, ethanolamine (gene PCYT2). Gene Ontology annotation, cellular component: cytoplasm. The transcript is spliced from 13 exons. The record is from RefSeq and is a predicted model, not a curated record. Bases 31 to 1191 code for a protein of 386 amino acids. Gene Ontology annotation, molecular function: ethanolamine-phosphate cytidylyltransferase activity. Lineage: Eukaryota; Metazoa; Chordata; Mammalia; Carnivora; Canidae. Gene Ontology annotation, biological process: phosphatidylethanolamine biosynthetic process.